This is a messenger RNA of Coregonus sp. 'balchen', 5216 nucleotides long. The record is from the annotation of a GenBank genome assembly. Lineage: Eukaryota; Metazoa; Chordata; Actinopteri; Salmoniformes; Salmonidae.
AAGGGGCGCCAUCAUGCCCGGACAACUGCAAGAAGGCUUCGGCUGCGUCGUAACGAAUCGGUUUGACCAGCUAUUGGACGAUGAAUCAGAUCCGUUCGAGGUGUUAAAGGCUGCGGAGAAUAAGAAGAAAGAGGCGGCCGCAGCUGGUAUCACCAAGUCUGCAGCCCAAGCCGCCAAGCAGCCCAAGAAAGAGUCACAGAAGGACAGGAAGAAUCCGCUCCUUGACAAGAAAGAUGAAACUCAGGCUCCAGUACCUCCGAAGAAAGAAGGUAAGGUUCACUCUCACAAAUUGGUAAUGCGUUUUUUUUUUUUUUCAAAACCUGCAAAAACCUAGCCUGCUUGGUAAUAACAGCAUGAUGAGGGUCAACAUGGUUCCUGUCCUGUUGUGAUGAAUUUAGACGGCAACAGAACCCACUGCAAACAUACACAUAUCCAAUGCAUGAUUAUUGGACAGGUUCAUCAUGCAUUGGAUAUGCACUGUAUGUCAUCUACCUGUGCACUCAGGCUAACCUGUCGCAGAAAUUAAUUCCACCUGCAGGAUGUGGAUAGUUUGUAAAUGAUGCUCCAGUGGUAGUUGCGCAGUAUAAUGUGUUUGUCAUGAAACAGCUCGAGCUUGGUGGGCAUAUAUUAAUUAGAUAAGUAGUUAUCAACUUAUUUCUUAACUGAGUAAAAAGGUAGCUGGCUCGUCUAAGGAUUCGCAGGGCAUGCUUGCUACGCAGUUAACUAACAUUAUCUAUUCUUCAAAACAACACUGAUGCGACUAAAUUGUAAAAAAUCUCGAGCUUAACUUCAAGGCCCGUGCGUUAUCCUGCAAGUGCAUAAUUAGGUACCUAGCCAACUAAUGUCCCAUGCUGGUUGUUGUUCCAGCAUUUUGGUAGAAACUGGACAACACAAAUAAAGCAGUGCAAGUUUGCCAUCCUAUCUAUCUAUCUAGUUAUUGCAUAGUUAGCACUGUUGUUUUCAUGUAGCCUAUUCAAACGGUUUAUGCAGUAAAGCGUUAUGACUGUCAUUGACAGAGCGUGCAGGCGUUUGUCAUCUUUGCAGAAGCUUUUCCAUAUAAAUCAUUUUAGCUACUUUUGCUAGCUAGCUAGCUUGCUGAAUUAGUAGCUACUAGGAUUUCGUCGACAUGCAUGCCCAGUAUUUUUGUAAACAAGUGAUCUGGCAAGAUGUCCUCAACUACACAAGUAUAAAUACCAUGUCUUAAUGCGUUGAAAGAAGGCGUGUCUGCCUUGAGUCAAGAGUGCAUGCUGUCAAGGUAAUAAACAUUAACAAGGCAUAGCUAACACUCCACACCAAUGAGAUGGCUAACCAGCUACUUCUGGCAUAACACAUUUGCUGACAACUGACCCAUAUUUCAUGUUAAAUGCUUAGUUGAAGUUCCUCAUGCAAUUCGUCUUUAGUCUAGACACCGGUGCAUUAUAACACUCUUGGUGUUUAUUAUACUUUUUGGUUACAACAUGAUGAUUUGGCUCCAACACCUUUUAUCAGGCCAAAACAUGUUUUAAUCAAAGGGUAUUAUUGAUUGAAAGAGUGGUGUAUGUUCAUGGGAUUUUUUGCUGCACAGCCCUUUACAUUUGUCUCUGUAGUCAUCUCUGGCCAGUGCUGAGUGAGUGUCCACCUCUAAAGCCUCCAUGUGUUGUUGUGGUGGCAGUUAUCAGGCGAGUGGGCCGGAGGCCGGACCAGCAGGGCCAGCCUGGCACCCAGGGCGGGCAGGGGGAAGGGCGGCCCACCGGCGACAGGAGGCCGGACAACAGGAGACCCCCACGCGAGCGUCGCUUCGACAAACCCCUCGAGGACAAACCCGAUGGCGGAGAGAGAGGAGAGUUCUCUGCAGACAAGUGAGUAGUUGCUGUAGGAAAUAACAAUAGUCAGCAAUUUUAAAAAUGUGUUCAUGUAAAGCAAAAAAAAAGGAGUCCAAAUUUUAAUCACACCUAUCCUUGCAUGUUUUUUUAAAACUUUCAAUAAAGUAGGAGUCAUAGUCCUGAGCUGCUCAUAUCUGCCCUCCUUGAUACGGAGUCUGUGUGUGUCCCUCCUCAGGCCUCUAGGAGACCGGCCCCCCAGAGGGCGUGGUGGCACCCGUGGUGGGCGUGGGGGACGGGGACGGGGCAUGGGCCGGGGCGACGGCUUCGACUCCCGCGGCAAACGGGACUUCGACAGACACAUUGGCGGCGACAAACCGUGAGUCAUUUCUGCUCCAAGUCCUCAAAAUGUUUUUUGGGGGAAGGGAUUUGAGCUUCAGAUGCUCUGUGACUAGUGAUGGUGGCGCAUUUUGGUUUCAUGUUUGUCUCAACAGUCAGAAAUCUGAGGAGAAGCGCGGCGGGAGUGGCACACACAACCGGGGGAACCCCAAGGACGAAACGAGGUGGGUGUUCAAAAAAUCAUAACCUAUUCCCUUAAAUGGAGAGAGAGAUCAGACUCAUUACAUGUAUGCAAGGUCAUACACAGAGGAUGUCCUGGCUUUGUUGAUAUUGACUGGUUUCUGCUUUUGCCCCUGAGGGGAUAAAUAAAUUGAAUUUCUGUUCCCAGUGGUGAUGCUGAACAGACUACUGCCCCUGAGGAAACCCCUGAGGGUGAGGAACACCCUCCUGCUGACUCUGAGAAUAAGUGAGUACCCUCCUGGACUUGUCCAGUUAACCUCCCCACACACCUCAGUGCAAAACACCCCAGGACUGCUGCUCUUACUGAAACGGGACGACCAACUCCACAACCAACUUUCAUUUAAUCUUUAUUUAUACAGGUUAAAUCAAAUGUUUGCAGUGGAGACCUAUUCUUGGAGUUAACAUCACUGUACCGGUUCACUAUGGUGCUCCAUUCAUACUGCUUCAUGCUGCUUCAUUCUGUCUGAUCUCAACGUUCAAUUCAUCACAUGGUCCACAACGCAAGCAGCACUACAGUCAAUCUAGAAGAAAUCUAAAACAACAAACCCAAUUUGGAAGCUAACAGAGAAUGGCUGGUAAUAGCUUGCAGUAACAGAUGUGUCUCUGUCUCUUCCAGGGAGAACGAAGUAGAGGAACCUAAGGAGGAGGGCCCCAAGGAGAUGACCCUGGACGAAUGGAAGGCCAUGCAGGACAAGGAGCGUGCCAAGGUGGAGUUCAACAUCCGCAAGCCCAAUGAGGGCGCCGACAGCAAGUGGAACAAGGGCUACGUGCUGCACAAGUCCAAGAGCGAAGAUGUCAGCGACGAAAAGCCUAAAGAUGUAAGUGACACGAACUGAGCCAAAUGUUUUAAAAUUGUUGCUGCUCUAUUGCUGUGCAGUGCGCUGUCAUGUAUAUUUUGAUGUUUUGCCAUUUUAUUAUUUUCUUUAACCUGUAUUAGAGCAACGUAUGUGUUGUCUAGAUUGAGGAUGUGACUGAAUCGAUUAAAUCAUUUGUUUUCGUUUUAAAAUCUAUUUGAAGUCAACAUUUACAGAUAUACUCUACACAAGAAAUAUUGGUGAAUGUUCAGGAAGUGUAGGAUUUGCUGUACUGUCGCUUUUCAAGUUUGGAAAGAAGUUCCAAUUAGAAAAGUUUGAUUCCUAUCCACUGAUCAAUGCUAAAGAAGUAUGCACAUCUUUUUAAGGUAUUGAUUAAUUGUUGGUCUGUAUUUGCUAACAAAAGGGCUGAUUAUAAACCAGAUCGUAAUGCAUACCUGCUAAAAACCCUCCCCAUGAGGCUAUGUCAUUACAAAAGUGCUUGGUCUUAUUGUUGGUCCUUUCUCUUGGAUGUUGCAGAGACCAGCUGUGAUUGAUACUCCAGAGAUUGAAGCAGACAUGACCCCCCUGUUCAAGGUACCCGUUUCAUAUAUUCAACCAUAUACAAUUCUGAUAAAACAAGCCUUUAUCUACACAUUGGCAUAGUAGUUAAAUUAUGUCAAACAGUAGUUAGCAUUUUGGCUAUUUGAGUUGUCAUGGUUGCAUAAGUGGACUCUUGUCUAAAUGUACAACUGUAGCUCUGACUAAAUGUAAACAGAGUCAAAUCUCCUCCAUCAGGGAAACCCUGAUGAAAUCGGGCCGGACCACCACUUCCGCAAGCCCGCCAACGACAUCACGGCCCAGCUGGAGAUCAACUUUGGAGACCUGUGCCGCCCUGGGCGUGGGCGCGGGGGAGCCCGUGGAGGAAGGGGAGGCCGCGGUGGAGGAGGAGGCCGAUCCGACCGUCCGGCUCGGGCCGGGGGAGUUCGACCCGAAAAGGUAACACUGUUGUAACUGACCACAAAUAGUUGUAAAUAAUGAUCACAAACGGCUAUGGUUACUAGGGCCCUAUAAAAUCUGUUUUCUUUUUUGCCUGAUUCAGUUUUUAUUUUUUCCCAAGUUCUGUUUUCCAGGUUUCUGUUUUUCCCAGUUUUUCAGUUUUCCGCUCUCAAAAUCACACGUAUGUUUUUAUUUUAAUGUAAUGUUUUAUUGGAUGUUCUGUCCACAACAAUGCUUAAACCACAUCAAGAGACCACCCUUUGAGGUCUGGGAAAAAUAUAAUAAAUGUAGGUUUUUGGGUGUAGUUAAACUUAAUGCAUGUGAGCACCAGCAAGAGACCGUUGUUUGGUUAGCGAUCUUUCUGUAGUGCUCCUGUGAUUUCAGAGUUUGCAAAACAAAUGGCCACUAGAUUGAUGCAAAUAAUCAUAUCAUUCUGCCAAGUAGGCAUAGGGUACUUUGUAGUUAACAUUUAAUUGAGACGGUUUUUGGGAAAGCCUUUCCAUCUCUUCCAGAAGGUUAUCAUAAGCAUCAUCGCUAACGGCUACACAAAGUGUAGACAUACGUGCACAACGCACACACAGACAGGAGCAUUCCUGUGCUGUUUCAAAGUUGCAGGAAAAUACGAAUCACUAACGCAUUUUGUUCAUGUCUUAUGAUUAACUUGGGCAAAUGUAAUGCAUUUCUGAAUAAGUUGAAUACAUUUAGUUGAUUUCCUACUAAAUUCAUUACAUUUCUGAAUAUCGUUUUCCGUUUUCAUGUCUGGAUUCCGUCCACGUUCUCCGCAACGCGGCUUUUAUAGGGCCCUAGGUUACUGACCACAGAAAGCUGUUUUUCACUGACCACAAAGUCAAAUGAUGUGCUGAAGUUGACUGUAAUUAUUGUUUUGAGCUGUCUCCCAACUGCAAAAAAAUGUCUCCCUACUGAACAUGACCCAGUAUUCUCUGAGCUCUUAUAAAUUCAUUAUUUUUCUCUCUGUCUUGGUCCCCAGCCGGGUGGAUUGUCUGUUCCCAACGUUGACGACCCAGAGGCCUUCCCGGCCCUGGCCUAA